CACACACAUCUCUAAAAUAAAAAAGUCAAAAAAUGUAUCGCAGGUGCAAUCAAACACACAUGCACACACGGUCACUAUUUGCUGCUACUAUUUAUCCUGCUGCUCAGUUGCUUUUAACCCUGGUUACAACUAUCACCAGUAUCCCUGCACUGAUAUUGGCACUGGUAUGGAACUGUAUGUAGUGACUUUUCUCCUGUGUAUUUCUCUAUUCAAGUGUGUAUUUUCAUCUGACUUAGUCAUUGUUGAAGAAGAGCUUGCAAGUAAGCAUUUCACUACCGUUUACACAUGCUAUAUCCAGUGCACGUGACAGGAUAAAGGUAAUUUCAAUUGAUGAUAGGUUUGUUAAUAUUUUUUUUUAAACAAUAGAUAACAUUGAUACACAACCUUAUAGGGUUAGGGUCCCCACACCGCCAUAUUUCCAUGUCACAGCUCCUGUUAACGGAAAACAGAUGGAAGACCGAGUGAACUACCUGGUCUGCGUCUCUGAACACCUGUGUGUAAAUGGAAGAGAAACCACAAAUGUGUUGUCACUGAUAAAUACUGUCGGCUGCAACUAUUAAAACAGGUAUAGUAAGUGUGUAUUUUGUAUUCGUGAAAUUGACGUGAUUUGAAAGGAGUGGUAUAUGUUUAUAGAACCCUACCGCAAUUGAGAAUUGAUUCCUGUUUACAUGGAGUAAUGUCAUUUGUUUUGGCUUCCAGAGCCAAUUCGCCCUUGUAAAUCAGAACAUGUAAGGUCCAACGGUGUAAAGUUAGUCUCCUUUGGUCCAAUACUGGGCUAGUUUAGGCCAUAUUUUUCCCAGCUGCCACAUCCAUAAAUCAAGUGUCAGGGGUUAAAUUUUUCUGAUAAAACAGCUAAUCCCAGAUUGUUGUAGCUUUACACUGAAAUAUGAACUCAUGGUUAAGCAAACCCAGCUAGCUAAAAACAAACCACCUCUCAACUCAUGAACAAACGUGGCCGACGCGAUUCAUGUAACAAUCAUUUUAGCUAUAAUUUUAUAAAAUAUGGUGAAUUUUGUUAGUCAACGUUACCGUAGCAAUUUUCGGAUGUUCCUAGACCCAGAACUCCUGUCAACUUUUCGCAGUAGUUUUCAAAAUUUCGUCUCACGGAAACAAGGACUGUGAGUGCACACCGGAAAUUGAGUUUUUUUUAUGUAAAGUUAAAGUUACUAGUCCUUUAAGAAAUAAACUCAUGCAAUACAAAUUAUAAUGCACAGUAUUUAUCAAAUUCGAUGUUUAUUCCUUAUGUCUCGUCUAAUACCAGAUAUGAAAAUAAAAAGGGAAUGAGACACGUUUUUCACAAUGCAAAGUUUUUAGUCUCUUUGUCUGUGCUCAUGAAUUUGCGCCACCCUGUGGCGAUAUAAGACAUGUACCUGUAGGCAAAGCCUAUAUCAACGUUAUACAUAUAUAUAUUUGUACAUUUUAGUCGAGUUUAUAUCUGCAUGAAGAUGCAGAAUGUUAAGAAAGCAUAGUUUAGUACCAGUUUAGUCCCUGGAGGUUGUCUAGAAAAGGGGUCUGUUCACGGUUCUUCAUUUUCAUUAGAUAUCCCAUUGGUCUCACUGGGGCAUCUGGUAGCCUUUUUCUCAGUUGACAAAAAUAAGAGCAAAACUGCUCCUUUGGGGUCCGCAGCCAUUCAGUGUAUUUGAACUAUUCCAGACAGAACAGCUGAACAGUCAACUAAUAAUCAAGCCCUUAAUAAGUGAAUCAAGUUGUGAAAUAUCUGGGUGUCCCAGAGGAGAGGUUCGAGAACCACUGUAGUAGGGGAUGUUCACUUAUCUUAGGGUAAUGGUUAAAAUCCAAAAUUACUUUUAAUAAUAAACAAUAUAAUAAUAAUAGUACAUAUCGUGAUGUUUUACUUCACAGUUAGAAACCCAUUGUUGUUACAGUGCCCAAUCACCCCACCAGAGAAUCACUGAAUGGGAAAAUGAUGUCAUUAUGUAAAUGACCCUGGUGGUCGAACAGUGCAUUUGCGUGCGAACACUGUCCUCAGAGGUAGAUGGAAUGGCUAAUAUUUAACCAAUAAAAGUAAUGACCUGUGGACAAUCUAAUGUCCACACUAUCAUCCUGUAAACAACUUUAUGCAACAUGCCUUAAAAUGCUGAUUUCACAUUAUACCAACACAAUCAAACAAUGUCAACCCAUACACUUAGCUUUUGAAUGAUUUAUGGUGGUACAUUUACAUAUAAAGAAGACAGCUCUCUCUCUCUCUCUCUCUCUCUCUCUCUCUCUCUCUCUCUCUCUCUCUAUUAAAAGGGAGAGACUGAUGUCCAUGGUGCAGCAUUGUAGUUGUGGCCAAGGGAGCAGCUGUCCCAGUCGUGCCAGACAGACUGAACCCCAGAUGGACCUCAUCCACAGCAGUGGGGUGCUGGUGAUCCAGCACCUCCAGAGCAACUACAAGGACUACCAUGACUUCCUUGACUUCAUGUCCUCUGUGGGCGACCCGCGUAACAUCUUUUCUCUCUAUUUCCCUCUGUGGUUUCAGCUUAGCCAAAUUGUCGGCACCAAGAUGAUAUGGGUGGCAGUUAUCGGAGACUGGUUCAACCUAAUUUUCAAAUGGAUUCUGUUUGGUCAACGGCCAUACUGGUGGGUGCAUGAAACUCUCUUUUACCAGAAUAAUUCACUCCCCCAGCUGGAGCAGUUCCACAUUACCUGUGAAACAGGACCAGGCAGUCCAUCCGGUCAUGCCAUGGGCUCUUCGUGUGUCUGGUAUGUAAUGAUCACAUCAGCACUCAACUUUAGCAGACGCCUUUGUGACAGCUCAACUCAGGGUUGCCAGAGGUUUGGGCUUGUGUGGUCCUUUUUGUGGAUGGCAUUUUGGAUCAUUCAGAUUAGUGUUGGCAUCUCCAGGAUCUUCAUCGCCACACACUUCCCUCACCAGGUUAUCCUUGGUGUUCUAGCUGGUAUACUAGUUGCUGAAGCAUUUGAGCAUGUUCCCUCGAUCCACACAGCCAGUUUAAAAGUCUACCUUCACACUAGCUUAUUUCUGUUCUCCUUUGCCGUCAGCCUUUACUUGCUCCUUAAAAUGAUAGACAUUGACCUAUUGUGGUCGAUACCUAAAGCAAAGAAGUGGUGUGCCAAUCCAGACUGGAUCCACCUGGACACUACACCUUUUGCUGGUUUAGUGAGGAACCUGGGAGCAUUGUUUGGACUUGGCCUGGCCAUUAACUCUCAGAUGUUCAUCCAGAGCUGCAAGGUGAAGAACGGCUACAAGACUAGGUUUAAACUCGUGUGUGUAGCAGCCAAUCUGACCUCUCUGCAGCUGUACGAUUUCAUCAAAAUUCCCACUCACACAGAGAUCCUGUUCUACACACUCUCAUUCUGUAAGAGUGCUGCAGUCCCUCUUAGUGUGGUGGCACUCAUCCCCUACGGUGUUCACUUGUUGAUAGGAGACAAGGAGAGGAAAUUAGACUAAAUGUUUGUACAUCGUCACUUGACACAAUGACGAAUUGCAUUAUAAUGAACAUAGAUUGCCUGACUCCUAUGGCAAUUUGUUUAUGGUUGUAAUGUAGAUAUCUUUUGCUAAGCUAUUUACCUUGUUGGAAAAUGUGGAUUAUAGUUUUUGCAAUGUUAAAUUGUAUGUUACAUGUACAGUGUGAAAUGAGUGAGCUGGUGUUUUUUUUAAGACAAAAAAAAUUAAAGUAAAUUGUAAACAAA
This is a messenger RNA of Oncorhynchus tshawytscha (Chinook salmon), 3651 nucleotides long. Its product is annotated as glucose-6-phosphatase 2. Gene Ontology annotation, biological process: glucose 6-phosphate metabolic process; gluconeogenesis. The coding region runs from base 2162 to 3409 and encodes 415 amino acids. The transcript is spliced from 5 exons. Gene Ontology annotation, cellular component: membrane. The record is from RefSeq and is a predicted model, not a curated record. Gene Ontology annotation, molecular function: glucose-6-phosphatase activity. NCBI's taxonomy places the organism in Eukaryota, Metazoa, Chordata, Actinopteri, Salmoniformes, Salmonidae.